UGACGUCACUGCGGUGUCAUUUUUAUUUACACGAGACUCCAGCUGUUAACACUGACUCGGCAAACAGAGUCGAUAUGUGUGUCCGUGGGUGUGUGUCUUCGCCACGUGAUUCAGCUCGCCAAUGUCCUUCUACAACCCACUCAGCAUCAUGGCUGCGGAUGCUGCGGAUGCUCUCCUCCCGCACCGCAUCCCUGGACCAUGCCUCCUUGCCCUGCUCCUGCUGAUCGCCUCGGCUCUCCCCACACCGAGCCACGGGCUGCUGGGCUUCCGACCGGAGGCCACGGGGGGAGAUCUGUCCGUGCAGGACGGGCUGCUGAAGGCCACCGAAGGGACGCGGUUCAUGUUACGCGUGUACUAUGCAGCAUCACCGCAGAGGCUCAACCGGACCGUCAGCAGCUCCGGUGGAAGAGCCGCGCCGUGGAUCGCCUUCAUAGAGGAACCGGAGCCGGGCAGAGAGGGGCAGGUGCAUCCCAAACGCAACUUGUGCGUGGAGGAAAGCGCGAGGAGCUCGGACAUAGAGCUUCUCGGCUCCUUCAAGUCAGCCUCAAGUCAAAACUCCAUCCUGGUGGAGCUGCUCGCCAAAGACCUCCGGAGAGGAGAGAAAAUCAAGUAUUACUCGAUCUGCGCCUUUGACGGGAUCAAGUGGGUGCAUUACCGGACGCGCGACUUCUGGCUGGCGGUGGUGGAGCGGCUGCCGCAUGCGGACGGGUGGCUUCAGGCGGGUCUUUCGGUGCUGUUGCUCGGGCUGUCCGCGCUCUUCAGCGGGCUGGUGAUCAGCAUGCUCGCGCUGGACCCGGUGGAGCUCCGAGUGCUGCAGAACAGCGGCACGGACAUGGAGCAAAAGUACGCGCACAAGAUCGAGUCGGUGCGCAAACACGGCAACUACGUCCUGUGCACCUUAGUGCUGUGCAACGUGUUUACCAACACUUUCCUGGUGGUUUGGAUUUGCCAGAUCCUCGGACUGACGCCCGUCUCCACCGCAGCGUGCACUUUUCUCAUCUUCUUCAUCGGAGAGAUAUUUCCGCACUCGGUUGCGUCCAGGCACGGCUUGGCUAUCGCGUCUAAGACCGUGUGGCUGACCAAGACGCUGAUGCUGCUGACUUUCCCCAUCACGUAUCCCAUCAGCAAACUCCUAGACAACAUGCUGCACCAGGAAAUCAGCAACUUCUACACCCGGGAGAAGUUACUGGCCAUGCUGAGAGUUACUGACCCGUAUCAUGACCUGGUGAAAGAGGAGCUGAACAUCAUCCAGGGAGCUCUGGAACUCAGGAGCAAAACGGUGGAAGAUGUGCUGACCCCUCUCAACGACUGCUUCAUGCUGGCCUCGGAUGCCAUCCUGGACUUCUACACCAUGUCAGACGUGAUGCAGAGUGGAUACACUCGCAUUCCAGUGUUUGAGAACGAAAGGUCUAAUAUUGUUGAUAUUAUGUUUGUUAAAGAUCUGGCCUUUGUUGAUCCAGAUGACUGCACCCCGUUAAAAACCAUCACCCAGUUCUACAAGCACCCGCUGCACUGUGUCUUUAAUGACACCAAACUGGAUGCAAUGCUGGAACAGUUCAAGAAAGGGAAAUCGCAUUUGGCUAUCGUGCAGAGGGUCAAUAACGAAGGAGAAGGAGAUCCUUUCUACGAAGUCAUGGGGAUCGUCACUCUGGAGGACGUCAUCGAGGAAAUCAUCAAAUCUGAGAUUGUGGACGAAACGGACCUAUAUACUGAUAACCGUUCAAAGAGGAGAGUGUCUCACCAUGAGAGGAAACAGCAAGAUUUCUCCAUAUUUAAACUCUCAGAGAGUGAAAUGAAGGUCAAAGUUUCCCCUCAGCUUCUGCUCGCGACACAUCGCUUUCUAGCCACAGAAUUAGAGCCUUUUAAGCCAACGCACCUCUCCGAAAAGAUCCUUCUGCGACUGAUCAAGCACCCGAGCGUUUUGCAGGAACUCAAGUUUGAUGAGAAAAACAAGCGAUCGCCAAAGCACUUCCUCUUCCUGCGCAACAAGCCUGUGGAUUAUUUCAUCCUAAUAUUGCAGGGUCGAGUCGAGGUAGAGAUCGGUAAAGAGGGACUAAAGUUUGAAAAUGGGCCGUUCACAUAUUACAGCUUACCUGCUAUCAUGGCCAUCCUACCCUCAGUCCACAGGUCACCAUCGCGGAGCAGCGGUCUCAAUCAUUCGGAUACUACGAUCCACGGAGGCAGCCUGGGUCAACUGAGCAUCAGUGCUGGACCGUAUUUACCAGACUAUUCGGUUCGGCAGCUCACAGACCUACAGAUCAUUAAGAUCACUCGUAACCAUUAUCAGAACGCCCUGACAGCUACACGCAUGGACAUCUCUCCGCAAACACCCGAUGCAGACAGUCGAGCUUCUGGGGAGAGAAUGACAAUCCCAGAGACACGUUCCAACAGCAUCGCCCUUCCUCUGACUGAACCGCGACCCUGUCUGACCCGAUUCCACCAGCACAGACGGCCAGACAGCACCACCGCCCUCAAUGAGAGAAACCGCAUAGUCCGAAGUAAGUCAGAUGGACAGAAGAGCCCCAGUGACUCUGUGUUCCUCCGUAUGGAUGACAUCCCAUAUAUUAGAGAGAGUCGUGUGGAGAGAAAAGAAGGAACUGAUGCGUCGGCCAUACCCGUGGAGACGGACCUGUCUACGUCCCAGCUCAUCAGCUCUUACUCUCUGGGUGGCUCGGAUGAGAACCUGGGGAAAAAACUGCUCCGGAAACUGAGCAACAAAAAAAGAAAGAAGUCUCGUGAUGGAGAUAAACCUUUGGAGGACAAUCCUGAACAUUCACAGGUGAAGACCUAGCAUUCAUUUUAUGGGUUUGCUUCUCUCUCGCACUCUCCUGCUUCUCCGAAAAAUGUGAAAUCUUCUCCAGCCUUCCUCUGGAUCUUGAGAGAGAGAGAGAGAGAGAGAGAGAGAGAGAGAGAGAGAGAGAGAGAGAGAGAGAGAGAGAGAGAGAGCACAACCCGGUGUACACAGACCACCACAACAGGAUGUAGCAUCAUAAAGCCUCGUCUUCAGCAUUGAAACUGGAUGACGCUCAAUGCCUGUUUCAACAAACCUGAAAUCUCCAACAUGCAGCAAGACUUGCUUUUUUAAAAUUGACGAAAUGCUACAUAACCAUUGAUAUACUACAGUUUUGAUGCCGGUUUAUGAUGAUGUCAUCUCCAGUCACUGUGGUUAUGACAGUCUGACCUCUGACCCGGGCAAAGCCAGCAAGCACAAGCCUGGAUACAUGAAGCCAACCAUCUGACCAAUGACACGGCAGAACCUUUAGUACGUCUCUAAACGUGGUCAUCUGUCAGUAGAAUUAUCUUGAAACAAAGUGUUUAUUGUGUGAUUUUAUAUCAUAUUAUGUCAGAAGUAUUUGUCAGGCUGUGCCUGGAAAUCAAUUAAGAUGAAUUUAUUAUUAUCAAAGCACUUUGAGACAGAUCAGACCCAUUUAUUUCAUAUUCUGUUGAAUAGCUAAAUAGUGGACACAGGGGAAAAUACCUAUAUUAGGUAUAAGUGCUGUCAGAUUUUUUUUUUCUGUUUUCUGUUUGAAUGAAUAUUUAAUGUUGGUUUCUUAUUUUGCUUUCAUUUCUGCACUUUCGUUCAGCUGAGAGCACAGGGUACAAAGUGAUAUGGCUUUUUGUUAGUUUUUUUUAGCUAUUUUAGGCCAUAUUUGAAUAUAGUUUUUUAAAAAUAGUUUGCAAUGCCAGUGCUAAUGGCCCAAUCACAUAUAUUUGACAAUAGAUUUAUUUGUCUAAAAUGAACAUUUAUUAUAUUGGCAUGCUUUUCUCAAACAGCAGUAGAAUUAUUAUUAGAUUAGCAUUGUGUUUAAUGUAUGAAAUAUAGAUUAGAAUAUGCGCAAGCCAUAACUUGAACAAACUUGAAGCAUUGAUAUAAAAAUUACAUAUAUAUAAAAUAAUAAGCAAUAUCCAAAACAUGCAAGAAGCCUUUUUGUUUUGCUUUUCAGCCCUUUCAAAACUGAAAACUAAAGAAUACUUAGUAACAUGCUGAAAAUCAUUUCAUGACUUUUCUGUACAUUUUAUGAGCCUUUUUAUGUGGCAUUCAUAUUUAUACCACCGUUCAAAAGUUUGGGGUCAGUAAGAUUUGGUGUUUUUUGAAAGAAAUUACAUUUACAUGAAUACUUUUAUUCAGCAAGCAUAAAUUGAGCAAAAGUGACAGUAAAGAUAUUUAUGAUGUAACAAUUUCUAUUUCUAUAAUAAAUGCUGUUUAAAAAACCUUUCUAUUUACCAAAGAAUCAUGAAAAAAAACUGUUUUCAACAUUAUUAAUAGCAUAAAAUCAGUAUAUCCGAAGGAUCAUGUGGCACUUAAGACUGGAGUAAUGAUGCUGAAAAUUCAGCUUUGCAGUCACAGGAAUAAAUU
Messenger RNA from Pimephales promelas (fathead minnow), 4357 nucleotides. It is a transcript of the gene cnnm1, whose product is annotated as cyclin and CBS domain divalent metal cation transport mediator 1. Gene Ontology annotation, molecular function: transmembrane transporter activity. NCBI's taxonomy places the organism in Eukaryota, Metazoa, Chordata, Actinopteri, Cypriniformes, Leuciscidae. The record is from RefSeq and is a predicted model, not a curated record. Gene Ontology annotation, biological process: transport; magnesium ion homeostasis. Gene Ontology annotation, cellular component: plasma membrane.